Molecule: messenger RNA, 1970 nt
Organism: Andrographis paniculata
Lineage: Eukaryota; Viridiplantae; Streptophyta; Magnoliopsida; Lamiales; Acanthaceae
Product: alpha-1,3-mannosyl-glycoprotein 2-beta-N-acetylglucosaminyltransferase
Exons: 19
Coding region: 353-1681 (442 amino acids)
Cellular component (GO): Golgi apparatus
Molecular function (GO): alpha-1,3-mannosylglycoprotein 2-beta-N-acetylglucosaminyltransferase activity
Source: RefSeq, a predicted model, not a curated record
GACCCGGCGGUCUUUACUUGGCCUUUUCCUCGUUGAACUUUGGACGAAUGGUGCAUUAUUAAUUACUCCAUGAAGGAAAAAUGAAUCAAUACUUGAUUACAGGCGGGGAGCAGAGUCGAAGAACAAAUCUGGAAUCAUUGACGAGGCCGAGGGUGACUGUGAGUUAAAUCCAGCCUCCAGGAUUGCAUAAUUCAGUCCUAGCCGAUACACCGCCCCGCCGAUCUUAACUUAUGCCUUAUUGGGUGGCGUUCUUGUGACUUCGGUGAUUGAUUUCUCAAGCUUUCGAUUUUCUCCUUCCAUCCUUUUUGUUUCCGCGCGGCGCUCCGCUCUGGAAUCCCAUUGAUAAUAAAGGAUGGGAAAGUGCUUUUGCGACUAUCGAUAUCUCCUCCUCAUCGCUACCCUGCCGUUCAUCUACAUUCAGAUUCGCCUGUUUGCAACUCAAUCUCAGUAUGCUGAUCGACUUGCUGUUGCUAUUGAUGCAGAAACCCAGUGCACAGGGCAGACACGGUUAUUAAUUGAUCAAAUUAGCCAGCAGCGAGGGCGGAUCCUUUCUCUUGAAGAAGAAAGGCGGCGUCAAGAUCAGGAAUGUAAACAUUUGAGAGCUCUUGUUCAAGAUCUUGAAAGGAAAAAUCUGAAGAAAUUUGUUGGUGAUUUACAGGUACCAGUGGCAGCAGUUGUUGUUAUGGCUUGUAAUCGUGCUGAUUAUCUGGACAGGACCAUCAAAUCUAUCCUUAAGUAUCAGAGAACUGUUGCAAAAAGAUAUCCACUUUUCAUAUCUCAGGAUGGAUCAGAUCCUCAUGUUAAGAGUAAGGCUUUGAGUUAUGACCAGCUAACCUACAUGCAGCAUUUGGACUAUGAACCUGUGCAUACAGAAAGACCUGGGGAGUUGAUCGCAUACUACAAGAUUGCACGCCAUUAUAAGUGGGCACUGGAUGAAUUGUUUUACAAGCAUGGAUUCAAGAGAGUUAUCAUCCUUGAAGAUGACAUGGAAAUUGCCCCUGAUUUUUUUGAUUACUUUGAAGCUGGAGCCUCCAUCCUUGACAAUGACAAGUCUAUUAUGGCUAUUUCUUCAUGGAAUGAUAAUGGGCAAAGGCAAUUUGUCCACGAUCCUUAUGUGCUUUAUCGCUCGGAUUUUUUUCCUGGUCUGGGAUGGAUGCUCUCUAAAUCCACAUGGGAUGAAUUGUCUCCUAAAUGGCCAAAGGCUUAUUGGGAUGAUUGGCUGAGACUGAAAGAAAAUCACAAAGGAAGACAGUUCAUUCGCCCAGAAGUGUGCAGGACAUAUAAUUUUGGGGAGCAUGGUUCUAGUAUGGGGCAGUUCUUCAAACAAUACCUUGAACCUAUCAAAUUGAACGAUGUCCAGGUUGAUUGGAAAUCAAUGGACCUGAGCUACCUGAAAGAGGACAAACACGUGGAGUACUUUUCCAACAUGCUUAAAAACGCAACUCCUACGCACGGAGCUGAUGCUAUCCUGAAGGUCAAUAACAUAGGCGGCGAUGUACGAAUUUUGUACCGAGACCAGUCAGAGUUCGAAAUCAUUGCCCGUAAAUUUGGCAUUUUUGAAGAAUGGAAGGAUGGAGUCCCAAGAACAGCAUAUAAAGGAGUAGUUGUAUUCCGAUACCAGGGACAAAGACGCGUGUUCUUUGUUAGCCCGGAUUCUCUUCGAGAAUUUGGAAUCAUUUAAGGCGAUGAGACGAAGUUGUGCAGGAAGUAAGCAUAAUAUAUUCAGGAUUAUCUUUUUAUGCAGUUAGAAACAAGAACUGGAUGACGAGUUGGACAAAGAGACAUGAAAAGGACGAAAUGUACUUUCUCAGGCUUCUGGCCGUGAAAUGUGAAUAUUACUAUAGAAUCGGGAAUUAUUACUAGACACGAUAUCUUUGUUCCAUUUUAUGAAAUGAAUUUUUGGUUGUGGGAUUACAGAGGGCACCAGUUCCUCGAAAGAUUCCAAAAAAUUACAUAAUGAAGGCGAUGGA